This is a messenger RNA of Haliotis rubra (blacklip abalone), 5511 nucleotides long. Its product is annotated as zinc finger protein ZFAT-like. Gene Ontology annotation, molecular function: DNA-binding transcription factor activity, RNA polymerase II-specific; RNA polymerase II cis-regulatory region sequence-specific DNA binding. NCBI's taxonomy places the organism in Eukaryota, Metazoa, Mollusca, Gastropoda, Lepetellida, Haliotidae. The record is from RefSeq and is a predicted model, not a curated record. Gene Ontology annotation, biological process: regulation of DNA-templated transcription.
GGCCGCCAUUUUGUAGCCGCCGACUGAUAAAAGUCAGCUAUGAUAGUUUCCUUUUCUUCAAUGGAAAAGCCGUUUAUGUGGUCACCGGAUGAGUAAUGCCAAUGGACACCUUCAUCUGUGGUACCUGCCAGGGUGCCUUCAAUGAGAUCGAGCUGUUUAUGCGCCACAAGGGGGAAGGGUGUGAACCACAACAACCAGAAGUCAUACAGGUGCAUGUCAAUGGAUCAGGGGAGAUAACUGAAUACACAGAUACAGCAGGAGAUGGGACGACUACCCUCAACCUGUUCAGUGACACCAUCGACCAGGGCAUUAGUGUGGAAACAGGGGAACACAUUGAUGAGACAGGCACGCCCACUCUGAUUAUCCUGGAUGAGGGUCAGUCUCUAGUCACCCAAGCUGUCACGGAUAAGGCUACAUGCACCCCCACCACAGAAGCAGCAGGUAUUGUGACAGCGCAGUACACCACUGACUGUACAUGUCGUCAACCAGUCACUCAGACGGAUGUCAAAGUUAAAAGAAAAGGUCGACCAAAGAAGGGAGAGGAGAAGAACAAGGUUAUUGAUGCUGUGAGCAAAGAAGUAGGGAAACCACCUCUCCCCGAGAAAUCCAAAGAUGGCAAGUUUCACUGUGAGCGCUGCAAGAGGGCUUUCACCAAGGAGCGUUUCUUCAACACCCACAAGUGUCUGGCGUCAUCUGACUAUGUUAUCAUCACCAGUAAAGAUGUCAAGCUAGAUUCAGGUGACGAAUCUGAUGAGCUGGAGGAUGUAGGAGCAGAGGAAGUGGAGGAUACAGAGGAGUACUCGGCUCCCAGUGACCUCAUCAUUGCAGAUGAGCAACGGGCCAAGAAGUUUGACAAUGUUCUAGUCAGUGCCGACCCAGACGGCGAUGCAUACAACUACAGCACGGAGAAACCCACGGACGAGAUAGACGAUAUCCCAGUUUUUCGCACCCUUGAGGAGAAAGUAGCGUUCGAGACAAACCUAAACGUGGACCUCAGCAGUGUGGAUCAGAUGUUCAAGAUUCACAUGAUUGAACAAGACCUGAAUGAGAAUGCAAGUUCAGUGCGGAACAUGUCGACAUCGCUGUCGCUGUACAGCUGUAACAUCUGUGACAAGGUGUUCAAGACGUUGUCUCACAUGAGACUUCACUGUCUCAUCCACACAGAACUCAAACCCUUCAAAUGCUUCAAGUGCUCAUAUGCUUCAAACUCAAAAGGUAAUCUUUACACACACAUGCGGAAGCACACGGGUCAGUUCUAUAACUGCAGUAAGUGUUCGUUCCGGACAGUCAACAAGAGUCACCUGCUGGAACAUGAAGCCACACACAGCAAUGUGCGGAAGCAGUGUCAGAUGUGCAAGAAGGACUACAACACACUCAAGUCACUCAUCAACCAUGUCAGGAAGUACCACAAGUUUUCAGCCAAAGGGAGGGAGUAUCUGCAGACAUUCCUCCAAGGGAGACAAGCCAGGGGUGCAACAGUCAUCCACCAGUGCCAUGUGUGUAACAGAAAGUUCAAGAAGAAGAUCGACAGAGAUCGCCAUCUUUUUAUUCAUGACAUCAAGGACAUCCCAAACAUACAGCAUUGCCAGUUGUGUGAUUACACUGCCAGCAGACGGACAUACCUGGAGAAGCAUUACCUCAAGCAUCGAGUCAUCUACUGUUGUUCGUUGAGUGACGAGAAGUUCCUCAGUACUGUCCGCCUCAUUGACCACUUGACCAGUGUCCAUUUGAAGGACGAUCCCAACCAGUGGGAGAACUUGUUCGAGCAGAGCAUUAAUAAUAGUUUGUAUUUGCCUGAGCCUGAUGAAUCAUUUGAUGCAACUGAAAAAGAAUUUAUUAAUCUUCCUGAGGAAUUGUCCAGCACAAGUUUGAAGAAAGCAUGUGUUGAAACUCUAGAAAAUGAAUCCGAGCAGAAAGAGGGGGGAUAAGACUCAAACCCUGAAACAGUUCUUAAUACAGAAGGGUCUCUGAUCUGUGAGAACAACCAGCUUGGUAAGGAUGAAAUUAUGGAUACUGUGAACAAGGAGUGUGUCCAGUCGGAGCAAGUGCUGGACUCCGACCCGGUGAAGGACAGUGUUAAGGGAGAUGGUCAUCAGUUGGAUACUGCUGCAAAUGAGGACCCAGAACCCAUGGAUACUGGACUACCUAUUCCAGGUCUGGGUGAGGAUGUAGAGAUGGAUGGGCAGAAGAAGGAAGCUGACAAAGCCACUGAAACAGAAACUAAGGAAAGUAACGAGUCUUUGACAGGAGGGUUAACAGCAGAGAAUGAACUGGACAAAAAUAAACAAAGUGACAACCUUGAAGAAGUGAACGAAACUGUCAAGAAUGCUGGAAAGUCUGGGGAUGAACAAGACGAGGCCAUGGAUGUGCAAGAAGAAUCUGAAACUAUAGAUGAGACAGAUGAGACUAUGGACGAAAAUGACACGAGUGAGUUGAACGAGCCCCAGGACGACAAGGACAAAACCAUAGUGAGCAUCGUGAAGAGACUCGGCUACAGAGAAAUGUCUAUGGAGAUAUUCCACAAGAUGAGGGAAACAUUCGGCUGUGAGGAAUGUGAAUACUGUGGCAGAUUGUUCUACAAUAAAGCAGAUUAUGAACCACAUCUACGCACACAUACAGGUGACAAACCUUUCAACUGUGAACACUGUAACUACCGGGCCAUUUCCAAGGACAGCUUGAAGCGGCAUAUAGAGAAGGAGCAUCUAAAGAUGACUUUUCCAUGCAAGGAGUGUGACUACGCCGCUCCGUCCCGCACGCAGCUCUGGAACCAUCAGCUGAAACAUCUUGGGGUCACAGGGGUCGAGUGCAAUGUCUGUCAGCAAAAGUUUGAUACAAUCAAGAAGCUGCGGAACCACAUGAUCCUAGAUCAUCCGGAGACAGACCGGAACUAUCUGGAUGCCCUGUCGGGGGUCAAACACAGGAUGCAAGGCAAGAUGGGCCGCAGGUCCUACAAGUGUCCGUACUGUGACCGAGUGUUCAUCCGCGCCAACUCUGAGCUACAGAAGCACAUCUGGGUCCAUGAAGGCAUCAAGCCCUACAAGUGCCCCAUCUGCCCCCAUGCAUGUCGCAGCAAGACCAACCUGCAGGCGCACAUGCUGCGCCACUCCAGCGAGAAGCCCUUCCAGUGUGGCGACUGCGGCAAGGCCUACAAGUCCAAGACGGCACUACGCUGGCAUGUGCGCUCGCACAAGGAGGGCAAGUUCAAAUGUGACAAAUGUCCGUACGAGGCAACACAAAGCAGCCACUUGAAGCGUCACAUGGAGACACAUGACAUAGUGAAGAAGUUUGUGUGCCAGCACUGCAACUACUCCGCCAACACCCCAGGCUACAUGAAGAUACACUACACACGCAACCACAAGGGUAUGACCUUCAUCGAGAAGGCAACUGCCGAGAGUGACAAGCCCCCCUCUGGUGAGGCCAGGGUCUACAAGUGUCUCAGCUGUGAUUACCUAUUCGGUAAUAUGUCAGACCUGAAGCGCCACCUACGAGUCCGACAUCAUGUACAGGUUCAAGAUAUCUCGUGUAUGGAUCAGAUGCACGUGUCAGAAGUACAGGUGCUGCAGUGCGGGGAGGAGGCCUUCGCUACAGAGCAGGAGGCUGGGACAGAGGUGACCUCCACCAUCACCACCGUCCAGGACAACGUUCACAUACAGCCUGCAGUGGCUGGUCAGUCUGAAUUGGACGAGAAAACUGCAUCAGCAGUCAAUCUCCUGCAGCAGAUCAUAGACAUGUCUCAACAGGGAGCAUUCGGCCAGCAGCAGCAGAUCACUGUCCAGGCGGAGGAUGGUCAGAUGGUGGCUGUCAACCCUGAGACCAUCAUCGUCCAGCAGGAUGGGGAGGAGGUGUUACUGACCGACGCCAAUGCCGGAGUGGAGGGAGGACAGUAUGUCAUACAGUAUGUUAGUCCUGACAUGCAUUUGGACAACAUACCCCUGGAGAUACAGACACUUGAGGAGCAGACGUCUUAGUCUAUUAAUAUGUAUGACCAAAACUAUCAUUGUCCAGCAGGAUGGACGAAUUGUUGCCAAACGAUGACAAUGCAGGAGUAGAGGAAUUACCAUUUCUUAUUCAGUAUGUUAGUCCUACAUUUAUUGGACAACAUACCCCUGGAGAUACAGACACUUGAGGAGCAGACGUCUUAGUGUGGCUGCAAAGAUAGAAGGACUGUAGUUGUCCAGGAGGAUGGGUGACAGUGCUGCUGACCAAUGCCAGUGGAAAGGGACAGUAUGUUAUUCAGUAUGUUAGUCCUGAUCUGCAUCUUGAGAUACAGAUACUUGAGGAGCAGACGCCUUAGUCUUACUGAUAUGAAUGGCUAAGAUUAUCAUUGUCCAGCAGGAUGGGUGUAAGUGUUGCUGACUGCCGCCAUUGCUAGGGUGGAGGGGGACAGUAUGGUAUAUAUUAGGGUUGGGACGGGUCGGGUACAGCUGGAAUCGAGUCCUAUUUCUGGGAAUCGAGUACCUGGAAAGGGAGAGAACUGUAAUUUAUCUGCGCAUGAGCAGUGAGUAGUCAAGUUACAGUAACAGCGGAAACGAAAGUUCUGUGUUUUCAUGAGGAAUGUAAAUAAUGGUGUUACUCUUUAUAUUGGUUAAACAGACGUAAAUUAAAUAGCUUUAGAUCAUUUUUAAUGUCUUAUUGCCAGCCUUUGAAGUUUUCUAUAAUAAUCUCUGUUAAAUCGUGAUUGAAUAUUCAGAAAGUUGACAGAAGCGUUGUAUUCCUUACAUUUCUGGGUACUCGAUUCUGAUUCGGGUAAACACAUGCGGGUAUUCGAUACCAUUGUUUCCUACCCGGCCCGGCCCUAGUAUAUAUAUCUUGAGGAGCAGACAUAGUGUGGCUGAUAAUGGUAGCCAAGAUAUUGUCCAGCAGGAUGGGUGGAAGUGCUGCUGACUAACACCAAUGCUGGGGUGGAGGGGAAAGUAUGGUGUAUAUACAUUAGACCUGCCAUGUAUCAUGGCAACAGACAAUGGGAGAUACAGACAUCUUGCUGUAGCUGAUUUGGGGAGGUUCCUGGUUAACUUAUUGAUAGAAGAGAUGUCCUGAAACGUCUUCAGUCACAUCAACAUGUCUGCAGGUAUCGCCAAAACAGGCACUAUUGUGUAUUUCCUUUAUUACCAAACCAUGUGGAUUUGUAGCCAAAACAUUUCCUGAUACCAAAUCAUCUGACACAUCAUUUUCAUUGUGAUUCUUGUUCACAUUGUGUCAGAAUGUGAGAGUGUUAGUACUGACAUCACUGCCUUGUCAACAUCGUCAUCAGUCUGGUGAACCAGUGUAAGGUGAGCCAACCUCCCAAGUGUUGCAGAAUAUGAGAAUCAACACUUAACAUCCACAACACGUUAUAUCCAAAUCAAAGGGAUCUACUGACACCUGCUCAGAUCCCUAUGUUGGCCCACAUCGGAAGCACUUUUUAGAAAAAAAUCCCAAAUUGGAAUUAAUAGUGUGACAAGUCAUUUUAUUAUGCAUUUGACUUGUAUUUCUCCAAUACAGGACCAAUAAACAAGAUGAUGAUUUGUUUUA